Molecule: messenger RNA, 1037 nt
Organism: Aethina tumida (small hive beetle)
Lineage: Eukaryota; Metazoa; Arthropoda; Insecta; Coleoptera; Nitidulidae
Exons: 4
Coding region: 176-652 (158 amino acids)
Molecular function (GO): lysozyme activity
Source: RefSeq, a predicted model, not a curated record
AGUCGGGCAAAACGAUAUUUGUUGUUUAUUUGCAAAACAUCCACAUUUUUAGUUAAAAUCAUGAAACUUGUUUUGUAUGUGAUUAGCUUUGCAUUUUAUUCUGUUUGAUCUUCAAGAAGAGAUAUAAUGUGCAGUUAGUGGUGUCUUUUAAUCAGAUCAUUUACUUGUUGGAAAUAUGUUGAUGUUAUUAAUUCUGCAUUUAAUGAUACUUGGCCAAAUUAUCGGAGAAGAAGAGGAAGUAAAACUGGUAAACUUGGGUGAAGCAUGUAUGAGAUGUUUGUGUUAUACCGCCACAGGUUGUGAUCUGAUCAGAGAUUGUGUGGACGGUUAUUGUGGGCCAUAUAAAAUUAGUAAAAUUUAUUGGGUGGAUGCUGGGCAAGUUGUGUUAGCAAAUGAUGAAGUGAUCAGGAUAGGAGCCUAUGAAGACUGUGCUAGAAACUACCAUUGUGCGCGAAAAAUUGUCUUAAAUUAUCUUAUGAAAUUUGGAAGGGAUUGCAACGAAGAUGGUGUGACGAAUUGCGAAGAUUAUGCAAUGAUUAAUUUCAAUGGUGGAUAUUCGUGUUCUGCUCCUUUAAACAAAACAGAAAAUGGCAGAGCUUGGCUGAAGAGAUUUGAAACUUGUAAGCCGGUUAUGGCUGAUUUCUAUAGAUGACAUGCGUCUUAUACAUAAAAUAAUUGAAGUACAAAUUUAAGUUCUCAUUUAGAGUAAUAAUUAUUAUUAAUAUCAAAAAUAUAUUAAAUAUACUUUUUAUUAAUAAAAUAAUGUUUUUAUUAAUUAAAAUAAAUGAAGAACCUUGUUUUAAUAAAAUUAUUCCCUUUUUUUUGUUAUAUUAUCGAAUAAAUAUCACAUAGAUAUUUUUUUGUAGUAAAUUUGCACGGAAAACUCGAAAGUAUUAAUGUUUUACCCGAGUUUUUGAAAUAUUACCAAAAAGUUUUAUUUUUGAAAAUUGGAGUACAUUGUGGUAGAGUAUUUUCCUUUCCCCUAAAUAUUUUCUACCAUUUUCUUGACUUUAUAAAGGGCUUUUUUACGAACAUUU